GUGGACAAAACCUCCCGACGGAGGCCGCGUAAUUUGUAAAUAUUAUAUCAUAGCUUAAAAAAAAAAAUUUAAAAAAAUUAUCAUACAAAAUAUAUAUUAUAUACGUGUGUAGUAUAUAUUAUAUAGGUGUACAGAUAUUUCGUGUUGUAAAAUUUUGUAAAGUUCCGUUCGUCCGUUCCUUUUGUGUGUCUGUGCGUGUAUGUGUGUGUGUGGUGUGAGCGAUUGCUGAGUGCCGGCUGUGCGUUCCAGAGGUUUUUUACAAUUUCAAAUGAAGUGGUUAGGCGCAGGGAAUGUACCUGUUUCCAGCACAAAUAAUACAGUGUUGAAUAACAGUGGUAAUCAUUUGCAAGAGCAUCAACAACAGUUAAAUGAGAAUGAACCAAGUGGAGAUAAUGUAUUACGACAAACAGUACAAGAAGAACCAAUUGUUAACUAUGUAUUUGAUUGUGCAUCAGGCGAAUCACAAGAAUAUGGAUUGCAAUCUGCUCCAUUACCAUCUAAACUCCCACAGCCUAGGUGGCCAGCAACCUCUGAGGACUGUUUUUUAGAGCAAAUGCAGGAGAAAUGGAAAUAUUUCUCUGCGAAAAUGUCUCAACCUCCACCUCAGAUAUCUGAAGUACCAAAUGUACAAUAUCAAUUACAACCUAUAUUAGUUAAAUCUGGUGAAGGUGGUGCAGAACAGUAUGUUUAUGGAGCACCUCCAGGGUUGCAUCCCUAUCAGCAACAUAUGGCAGAUUUAGCAAACUCUUCAAUGGCACAUAAUUCAGCACAUGCAAUUAUGUCAACCCAACAGCAGCAUACUAUGGACUUACACAUGCGAAAUGGAGAAAUUGCAUCUUCAACAAAAAAGUUAUGGGGAGUCGAAGAAGGCAAAGAAGAUGGACCUAAAGGCAUACUUAAUUUAAAUGAUCAUCAUCAUCAAAUGUGGAGAGAUUCCACUUGGAGUUCUAAUACCAGAAGAGGGGCCGGUUUUCCAGUUGGUAAUGAUACUGGCAAUAUAUUAUCUCCAAGAUCAUCAGAGGCUGGAAUUGGCAUGAAGAUGGUUGAAUAUGUUUUAGCCAGUACACCAAAUAAAAUGGAGCCCUUAGAGCCUAGAAUGAGAAAUUUAGUUAUUAGUUCAAAUGAUGGUGAAACUAUAAAGAAAGAAAAAGAAAAACCACCCGGUUCUCCCUAUGAUUCUGUAAAUAGUAAUAAAAAAGAAAUGGAAAAUGGAAAUUGUUCGACUGUUGUUCAACAAAAUGGAAUGGUAGUAGUACAAAAUGGCUUAGACGAAGAUAAAUAUAUCAAUCGUCAAGCUUCACCCUGUGAAGAAGAUAUAAACAAAACUGCAAUGAAUGCAGUUUCAAGCAAUCAAGUAGCUAAUGCUGGUUCCAAUAAUGUAGUGGUUAUUGACAGUUUGCAUGGUGCACUACAUCAAGGACAACUAAUGAAUCAUCAUCAUCAUGGAAUGACCAUGCCUUUACACCAACAAUUCCAAGUACAAGKAGAUCCCAAUCAAAUGGAUCUUAAUUCAUACCAUGCCAACAAUGCUCAACAACAACAAGGCACUAUUGACUCUCAAGGAAAUGUUAUGACUCCAUUUGAUAUUCAGUAUACCACACGUAAUGAAUAUACAGGUGUAUUUACUCUAGUGGACACCGGUAUUAUUUGGUAUGAUGUGAAAAAGUCAAAUGAAAGUACUAAAGUUAAAUCUUACGCAUUUGAUGAUUGA
Diuraphis noxia (Russian wheat aphid) is the source of this 1711-nucleotide messenger RNA. Its product is annotated as pumilio. The record is from RefSeq and is a predicted model, not a curated record. Gene Ontology annotation, cellular component: nucleus; cytoplasm. Gene Ontology annotation, molecular function: mRNA 3'-UTR binding. NCBI's taxonomy places the organism in Eukaryota, Metazoa, Arthropoda, Insecta, Hemiptera, Aphididae. Gene Ontology annotation, biological process: post-transcriptional regulation of gene expression.